This is a messenger RNA of Rhineura floridana, 1811 nucleotides long. RefSeq names its product proteasome 26S subunit, non-ATPase 12 (gene PSMD12). The record is from RefSeq and is a predicted model, not a curated record. Bases 211 to 1581 code for a protein of 456 amino acids. Gene Ontology annotation, cellular component: cytoplasm; nuclear proteasome complex; proteasome regulatory particle, lid subcomplex. The transcript has 11 exons. NCBI's taxonomy places the organism in Eukaryota, Metazoa, Chordata, Lepidosauria, Squamata, Rhineuridae.
AAAAAACCGCCGGAGGCGCUUUAGGCGUCCUAUACAGUGCCUGCUGCUAUUUUUGAGAGGAGAAGGGUCCUAGCUUGGUAGCUGCCCUUGUUGUGUGCCUAAGUGAUUCUUUCCAUUGUUUUCCGGUUCCGGUGAGUUAGUGUGUGUCUGAUAGACAGAGAGUCCGCGUUUGGCUCCGUGUGGGAGACUCCCGGGUGGACGUGACCCACCAUGGCGGACGGUGAUACGGAGCGGGCCGAUGGCCGUAUUGUGAAAAUGGAAGUGGAUUACAGCGCCACGGUGGACCAGCGCUUGCCCGAGUGCGAGCAGAUGGCCCGGGAUGGAAGGCUUCAAGAAGCAAUUGAGACUUUGCUUUCCUUGGAAAAACAGACUCGAACUGCUUCUGAUAUGGUAUCCACAUCUCGUAUUUUGGUUGCUGUAGUGAAAAUGUGUUAUGAUGCUAAAGACUGGGAUGCUCUUAAUGAAAAUAUUAUUAUUCUGUCGAAGAGGAGAAGUCAAUUAAAACAGGCUGUUGCUAAAAUGGUCCAGCAGUGCUGUACUUACGUUGAAGAGAUCACCGACCUACCAAUCAAACUGCGAUUAAUUGACACAUUACGUAUGGUUACGGAAGGAAAGAUUUAUGUGGAAAUAGAAAGGGCUCGACUGACCAAUACUCUUGCAACAAUAAAAGAACAGAAUGGUGAAGUGAAAGAAGCUGCUUCAAUUCUGCAAGAACUUCAGGUAGAAACGUAUGGAUCAAUGGAAAAGAAGGAGCGUGUGGAAUUCAUCUUGGAACAAAUGAGGCUUUGUCUGGCUGUGAAAGACUAUAUCCGAACCCAAAUUAUUAGCAAAAAAAUUAACACCAAAUUUUUCCAGGAAGAAAACACAGAAAAAUUAAAACUGAAAUACUACAAUUUAAUGAUUCAGCUGGAUCAACAUGAAGGUUCCUACCUUUCCAUCUGUAAGCACUACAGAGCCAUUUAUGAUACACCUUGCAUCCAAGCUGAAGGUGAAAAAUGGCAACAGGCACUGAAGAGUGUUGUUCUUUAUGUUAUCCUAUCACCUUAUGACAGUGAACAGUCUGACCUGGUACAUAGAAUAAGCAGUGAUAAAAAACUAGAAGACAUUCCUAAGUAUAAAGAUCUUUUAAAACUAUUUACCACUAUGGAAUUGAUGCGUUGGACUGCCCUGGUUGAGGAAUAUGGAAAAGAAUUGAGGGAAGGUUCUCUAGAAAGCCCUGCAACAGAUGUAUUUGGUUAUACAGAGGAAGGUGAAAAGAGAUGGAAAGAUUUAAAAAACAGAGUUGUGGAACAUAAUAUUAGAAUAAUGGCAAAGUAUUAUACCAGAAUUACCAUGAAGAGAAUGGCACAACUUCUGGAUUUAUCAGUUGAUGAAUCUGAAGAGUUUUUGUCCAACUUAGUGGUGAAUAAGACCAUCUUUGCAAAAGUCGAUAGGCUGGCAGGAAUUAUCAACUUUCAGAGGCCCAAGGACCCAAAUAACUUACUCAAUGACUGGUCUCACAAGCUGAAUUCGCUGAUGGCUCUAGUUAAUAAAACUACACAUCUCAUUGCCAAAGAGGAGAUGAUACAUAACCUGCAGUAAGGUGCCUUGGUCGCCUUAAUGCUUUAGGGAGGCAUUGCGUUGGUCAUAGAGACUUUAUCCCACUGUAUAUUUGUUUUUUCAUUUCUCCCUUCCCGGUGAAGUUUAGAACAUAAUCACUCUUGAAGAAUUGUUGACAAUUAAGCUCCUUUGAUUAUUCAUUUGGUUUAUAACAUUUUUUGCUGCAAUUGAUGAAAAAACACAAUAAAAUUGUAUUGUUGGUGUAAUGGAAA